AUGAGUUUGAAAAAUGAUACAGCCUAUGAGGGAAAAAAUGAACUCCAAAUCAUAAUCAGUAAAAUCGUAUUCAAAUUAAAGAAUGAAGAAUUAGAAUCAAAAUAGAACAAUGGACCUAUGAUGGAAAAAAGAAUUCGCUAAAAAGCAAUACAUAAAAUUUAUAAAAUAAUGUUAAAGAGUUUGUUUGAUAUCAUGCUAUUAUAUAUAAUCAUAUAAUUGGAUUUUUUUUUAUUAUUUUCAUUUUGAUUAUAAUAUCAGAUAUAUGAUAAAUUAUAAUUAAUUUUAUAAUGGAAAAACAAAAUUGAGAAAAACUUGACAAUCAAAAUCAAGGGAUUGGAGUUUCAGAAGGCAAAAAAAGUUAAAGAACUAUUACAUUCUUAAUCAACAUUGAGAUUUCAAUAAUAACAAAUUAAAAUAGAACCUAAACAAAAAAUAUAGUAAAUAACUAAUCCUCCUAAUUUCCACGAAUAUGUACAAUUAAUCGAAAAAAAUACGGAAUACAGAAUUUGAGUAAACCAAAAAGAAAAACAGAUUAUGGAAGAAGUCUUAUUCGAAUUUGUUCCACAAAGUCUCUAAUUCUAUACGAAUCGUUACCUAAUCUUCCAUAAAUCAAUUGACAGA
Messenger RNA from Paramecium sonneborni, 621 nucleotides. The record is from the annotation of a GenBank genome assembly. NCBI's taxonomy places the organism in Eukaryota, Ciliophora, Oligohymenophorea, Peniculida, Parameciidae.